Rubroshorea leprosula is the source of this 2068-nucleotide messenger RNA. The record is from the annotation of a GenBank genome assembly. Lineage: Eukaryota; Viridiplantae; Streptophyta; Magnoliopsida; Malvales; Dipterocarpaceae.
ACUACUCUGAGGAGAAAAAGGUGAAACUAGCAGCGAUGGAAUUUACUGAUUACGCUGUGGUGUGGUGGGAUCAGCUUGUGCUUAGUCGACGUAGAAAUCGAGAGCAUCCUGUUGACACUUGGGAAGAGAUGAAGGCUGUGAUGAGAAAACGAAGUGUUGAGGAUUAUCACAAGGAGAUGGAAAUCACAAUGGUCAGAGAAAAUGUCGAAGAGGAUAGAGAAGCAACAAUGGCACGGUUUCUGCAUGGUUUAAAUCGUGAUAUAGCUAAUGUGGUGGAGCUGCAGCAUUAUGUGGAAUUGGAAGAUAUGGUGCAUAUGGCAGUGAAAGCAAAACGGCAACUCCAGUGUAAAGGAGCCACUAGCAGAACUGGGCAAAAUUCAGGUUCCUCAUCUUCUUGGAAACUGAAUUGGAGCAAAAAGGAAGAAAAUUCUGUUUUUAAGCCUAAAACUGCAGCAUCUAAGUCCAAAGAAGUUGGCAGCAAUGAGAAGAGUAAAACAGAUAAUAUGCAAGGCAAAACCCGAGACAUCAAGUGUUUUCGAUGCUUGGGAAGAAGGCAUAUUGCAUCGCAAUGCCCUAAUAAGCACACGCUGAUCUUGAAAGAGGAUGGAGAAAUUGAAACAGAGGGUGAAUCUGAUGAUGACUCUAUGCCACCAUUGGAAGAUGCUGAUGAUGGCAUGGAAUAUGCUGUUGAUGGAGAACUGCUUGGCACUAGGCAAGCUUUAAAUGUGCAAGCCAAAGAAGAUGAUGAAGUACAAUGUGACAAUAUAUUUCACACGAGGUGCAAUGUCAAAAACAAGGUAUGUAGUGUGAUUAUUGAUGGUGGUAGUUGUACUAAUGCAGCUAGCACUGUUUUGGUUGAAAAGCUUAAUUUACCUAUGAUGAAGCAUCCAAGGCCAUAUAAACUGCAAUGGUUAAAUGAUUGCGGAGAAAUCAAGGUAAAUAAGCAAGUUCUGGUUUCAUUCUCUAUUGGACGAUAUAAGGAUGAGGUGCUGUGCGACGUGGUUCCCAUGCAUGCUGGACAUUUACUUUUGGGGAGACCAUGGCAAUAUGAUAGUGUUGUUAAAUCUCUUUUGCAGGACUUCAAGGAUGUGUUUCCAGAUGAUGUUCCUAAUGGUUUACCACCAGUAAGAGGAAUCGAGCAUCAAAUUGACUUCAUUCCUGGUGCAACAAUUCCAAACCGACCAGCAUAUCAAAGCAAUCCCAAUGAGACGAAAGAACUUCAAAGGCAGGUCGAAGAACUCAUGAAAAAGGGACAUAUUGUUUUUUUAGGGUAUGUUGUUUCAGCUGAUGGAAUUGCAGUAGACAAAGAAAAGAUUAAGGUUAUUAAAGAAUGGCCAACACCUAAGAAUAUUUCUAAGGUGCGGAGUUUUCAUGGUUUGCCAAGUUUCUACUGGAGAUUCAUCAAGGACUUCAGCACAAUUGCAGCUCCAUUGACUAAAAUCAUGAAAAAAAGUGUUGGAUUUAAGUGGGAAAGUGAACAAGAGAAUGCUUUCAAUUUCAUUAAGGAGAAUUUAAUUUCUGCACCAUUACUUGCUUUACCAGAUUUUACUAAAAUUUUUGAAAUUGAAUGUGAUGCAUCAAGUAUUGGCAUUGGCGCUGUUUUGAUGCAAGAGCGACAAACUGAGCAAUAUGCAAAUCAGGCCAACAAAGGGUGCAAGGAAGUUGUUUUUGAACCUAGAGAUUGGGUGCAUAUGCGGAAGGAGCGAUUCCCUGCACAAAGGCAUUCUAAGUUGCAACCAAGAGGCGAUGGACCAUUUCAAGUGAUUGCAAGGAUAAACAACAAUGCAUAUAAGUUGGAGCUUCCUGGUGACGAUUUGAGGACAAAUCCUUUUGAGCAGAGAGGGAAUGAUGGGAAUCAAGACAACAGCAUAUCUACCACGUCAUGUGAUCCAUUACACACCCAAGGAGGUCCAGUCACGCGAGCUAAAGCUAAGAAGAUGCGUGAAGCUAUAAAUGGCCUUAUUGAGCAGAUUUGGGUUGAAAACAACAUACAACAAGCAAAUCGAAGCUUGGAUGAUUAUCAAGGCAUGAUAAACAUCAUUCAGGUUCAAGAGAAGCUUAAUUGAGG